AUGUCCCUUCCCGAGCAGCAGGACGCCCUCCUGAUCACCGCCAAGGGCGAAAGGAUGACCAUGGGCAAGCGUCGCGUUCCCAAACCCGGCGCGGGCGAAGUCCUCGUUCGAAACAGCGCGGCGGCGCUUAACCCGGCUGACAUGUACAUUCAGAAGUUGGGUGUCUUUGUGAAGGACGAGGAUCUGCCUCUCGUCAUUGGAUGUGACGGCGCAGGCGAGAUUGUCGCGCUCGGCGAAGGCGUACAAGGCUGGAAUGUCGGCGACAAAGUGUUCUACCAAGCCCCCCUCGUCAAAUCGGACUACACAACCUUCCAACAAUACACUCUCGCAAACGCCUCCCGCAUCGCCCUCAUCCCACCCAACAUAACUCCCGAACAAGCCUCUACGAUCCCCCUCGCGCUCGCCACUGCCGCGCUCGGGCUGUAUCAAGUGCAGAGGGAUGAGAUCCAUGCUAUGGGGUACGAUAUGGGCGGGGCGGGGCUCACGCCGCCGUGGGAUGAGGGCGGGAUGGGGAAGUAUGAGGGGAAAGCGGCGGUGGUGAUUGGUGGGUCGAGUUCGGUUGGGCAGUUCGCGCUCCAACUUCUCCACGCAUCAGGUUUCAACCCGCUCGUAACGACCGCCUCAGCCCACAACGAAGAGUACUGCAAAGCCGCCGGCGCGACACACGUCAUAGACUACAAGACCACGCCCUACUCCGAUCUCCCAACAACCGUCAAAUCCAUCGUAGCCGACACGCCCAUAAGCAUCAUCUACAACUCCAUCGCCUCCGGCACGCAAGCCUUCGCGCUCGAGAUACUCGGUCCGGGCGGGAGCUUGGUGACCGUCACCAAGCCGGACGUCGGCGCCCAAGGCCCGCCCGACGCCCAAGGCCGGCGCAUCAUAUGCGUCUACGGCGACGCGGGCGCCGAAUGCCACCAGCAGCUCGGAGAGAAUAUGUAUGCGUCUUUGACGAGGAUGGUCGAGCAGGGGGUUUUGAAGCCGAACAAGGUUAGGGUGCUGGAAGGCGGGUUGGGCGCUGUGCCGGCGGGGUGCGAUGAGAUUGAGAGGGGGGUGAGUGGGGUGAAGUUGGUCGUUCGGAUUGAUUGA
Peniophora sp. CBMAI 1063 is the source of this 1086-nucleotide messenger RNA. The record is from the annotation of a GenBank genome assembly. Lineage: Eukaryota; Fungi; Basidiomycota; Agaricomycetes; Russulales; Peniophoraceae.